Molecule: messenger RNA, 1278 nt
Organism: Episyrphus balteatus (marmalade hoverfly)
Lineage: Eukaryota; Metazoa; Arthropoda; Insecta; Diptera; Syrphidae
Product: epidermal growth factor-like protein
Exons: 3
Coding region: 78-1220 (380 amino acids)
Source: RefSeq, a predicted model, not a curated record
GAGGUUUUCAGUCUGUCAGAAGUGGUCGUCGUGUUUAAGUCUUCUGCAUAGAACAAAAUAAUAAAGUUAUUAUAAAUAUGAAAUAUUCGUGUGUUUUAUUGGCUCUAGCCAUAUUGCCAUAUUUAGUUUUGGCUCAAAUUAAAACAAGACCACCAAUUUCGGGGAAUUUGGUACAAAUUAUAAACAAUACUAGUUCAUAUCAUUCGAGUAAUGUUACGAAUUCUUCAUAUCCAUCAUCAUAUCCAGCAUUGCCAGCAGUAAAUUAUAAUAUUCGUGUUGUUCCAAGUAAACCAAUUUUCAUAGAUGAAACUGCUGAAUUUUUAAACACAACUAGAUCAAAAAUGGCAUCGGGAGUAUGUUUUACUGAAGUUCCAACUGCAACACUUGCUAAAAACCUUAACGCAGUUCCCAGCGGCAAUGGUUCAACACCAACUAUGAGUCGUAUUCAAAUAUGCUGUGAAGGCUACGAACGCAAUCCUCACAUCUUCCGCAAAUGUGAUCCAAUUUGUAAGGACGAUUGUCCCAAUGGUAUCUGCACAGCUCCAAACACUUGUGUUUGCUUGCCCGGAAAUGUUCGAGACUACGAAGACAAUUGUGUACCAAUUUGCCCAAUCGGUUGUCGCAAUGGCAAUUGUCAACCGGAUGGAACUUGUGUUUGUAAGCCAGGUUUCAUUUUGGAUCCAGUUACAAAGAUGUUUUGUAAACCACAUUGCAGUAAAGGAUGUGAUUUUGGAACAUGUAUUGCUCCAGAAACUUGCCGUUGUAUGCCAAAAUAUGAACUUUCAUCAUUUGGAACUUGUCAACCAAAGUGUGAAAGCUGUGAGCAUGGAAAAUGCACAGCUCCAGGUCUUUGCAGUUGUGAUCGAGGUUAUAUAAGAAAGGGAGAUGUUUGUGAACCAAUUUGUACAAAGGGAUGUGUUAAAGGAACCUGUACCGCUCCUGACACUUGCACCUGCAAGCCUGGAUUCGCUCUCGAUAAUACAGGUGCUAAUUGUAUACCUCAUUGUGACAAACCCUGUUUGAAUGGAUUCUGUGAUGGACAUAAUGUGUGUUCUUGUAACUAUGGUUACAUUUUGGACGAAACUCAACCGAAUGUGUGUAAGGCACAUUGUCCAGCUGGAUGUCCCAAUGGAUAUUGUACAUCACCAAACUUUUGUAUCUGUAAGCCUGGUUACAUGAAAAGUGGUGUUAAAGGCAGACAAACUUGUGUACCAUUUUAAAAUACUGAUAUGGAUGUGAUGUUUUGAGGUUUUUAAUAAAAAUUUAUUAAUAUUUUAA